UCGGCAAUCUGGCGGCCGACAGUGCCGGCCUGGGUAACACGCGGCUGGUAACACUUUUACAACUCCGUUCUUUGUACUACUUGCAAUAGAGGUUGCCCUCAUGGUGAGCAAAAGCCAUUUGCAAAAGCCACUGUUCUGGGAGGUGGACGCCAUCCAAGCAACAGGUUUAGGGGCCAGCACUUGACAAAGCACUUCGGCAUUCCUUUCUAAGGAGGAAAAGAGGGGCCUGCAGAAGCGAUUACACUUUGGCAAGUGGGACUCCUUAACACUGAAGACAACUGCAUUGACGUUGCAGCAUUGCAUUGAUAACCAUAUUUUGAGAGCGGUACGUCUUUCACCUUCCCAAGAUGGCGGGCGUGCUGGCGGCGAAGUUGAAUGCCAGUGGCUGGGCGAAAUGCAGUCCCAGCAGAGAACUAGAAAGGGGCACAUUUGGGCAGGCACGCAGCAAUUCAGGGAGUCUGGCAGCGGUACAAUGCAACAUGAGUGGAGCUCAAAAGCGUUGCUGCCAAGCACUUUCUUUCCAGCGAAAACGCUUUGAAGCUUGUCGCCAUGGCAUUUUACCAAUGGGUUGGAGACGAGAAAAGGGUGUGGGAGCCCAAAGUGGAAGCAAGCAGAAGCGCGCUGUCAUUGUGUGUGUGCAAGCGGAAGAGACUGAGGGAACAAGCAGAGACCUUGCAGAGGAUUUUGGAGAGGUCGAAAAGAUCCUGGCGAGCCGCGUGUUUGACGGCCAGACACAAUUCUUGAUCACGUGGAAGGACGGUCACGAGGACACGUGGGAGCCCCCGGAGAAUCUCGCAGAGGACGUCAAAGCCGCGUACACGGAACCAUGGUGGAAAGCUGCACGGAAGGGAGACGUCAAGGCACUUACAGAGUUUCUGCAGGACGAGGGGCGCGACGUCAACGCGGUUGACGAAAACCGAAGGACGGCGCUGCACUUUGUUGCGGGGCUCGGGAACGAGGAGGCGCUCCAGCUGCUUAUGGAGGCGGGGGCGGAGGUGGAGCCUUCAGACAAGGAGGGGUUUACGCCCUUGCACAUUGCAGCAGGGUACAUGCACAUCAACAUCGUGAAGCUGCUCCUCGAGUUCGGCGCGGACCCUGAGGCCGCGGACAAGAACGGCCGGACGGUGCUCGACCUGGUGACCGAGCUGCUCGAGCGGACGCCCAAGAUGAACCCCAUGAUGUUCGAACGGCGUAUCGCUCUCGACCAGAUUGUGAACAUGCUGGACGACGCCGUGUACGAAGACGUGUCCGUGGAGCAGAUUCUGGACAAGCGGACGGUCGAGGGCGGCACAGCGGGGGCCAUGACCGAGUACCUCGUGCGGUGGUCGGACGGCACGGAGGACACGUGGGAGCCCGCGACCAAUAUCGCGGACGACUUGAUACAGGACUUUGAGGCUGGACUCGAAUAUGGCGUUGCGGAGCAGAUCCUAGAGAAGCGACGGAGGAAGAAGCGGACGGAGUACCUGGUGAAGUGGCAGGAUUCGGAGGAGCCCUCCUGGGAGCCCGCACGGAACCUCGAUCAGGAGCUGGUCAAGGCAUUCGAAGCCACGCAUCCAAAGGAGAACGAGAACGCGGAGUCUAAUGUUGAAAGUUCGAACGGGGCAGCGCAGUCGGCCGUAGCUUCGUGACUGAUAGCGUGGGGCAAAAAAUAGUUCGUUGCCAGGAAACGGCCUUCAAUCUUGAAAGGCCCUUUUCAUCCUGCGGAAGAUCAGGCACCGAGAAAAGAGAGCCCAGCUUGAGUUUGGGAGUUGGGGCCGUAAACUUACAUAAAGAUGGAAACAUAGUAGCACAGGCUCUUCGACCACUUCUGGAGAAGAUCCGAGCAGAUACCACCGUUGGAACCAUUACAAGCCGUUGGGAUGUCGGUCCUACAACCACCUUCAUUGGUCUCCAAUAUACUUUGGAAAGUUCUUUAUCUGCACGCUGAGCUUGGACUCCUCAUGAUCGAUCAGGGGCACAUCCAGUCUGUGAGCUGAAGGGUCAAGCCACGUAUUCAGCACAAGAAUCAGGCCAGCGUGGGUGCGUGAUUCAUUUCCCC
This is a messenger RNA of Klebsormidium nitens, 2038 nucleotides long. The record is from the annotation of a GenBank genome assembly. Lineage: Eukaryota; Viridiplantae; Streptophyta; Klebsormidiophyceae; Klebsormidiales; Klebsormidiaceae.